Messenger RNA from Sinocyclocheilus grahami, 2363 nucleotides. RefSeq names its product transcriptional regulator ATRX-like. The transcript has 3 exons. The annotation marks the transcript as partial. Gene Ontology annotation, cellular component: pericentric heterochromatin; nucleus. NCBI's taxonomy places the organism in Eukaryota, Metazoa, Chordata, Actinopteri, Cypriniformes, Cyprinidae. The record is from RefSeq and is a predicted model, not a curated record. Gene Ontology annotation, molecular function: chromatin DNA binding. Gene Ontology annotation, biological process: replication fork processing; chromatin remodeling.
ACGAGCGGCUCAAGGAGAUUUUUAAUUGCACAGCAUGUGGACAGCAAGUCAAUCACUUUCAGAGAGAUUCUGUGCUUCAACAUCCCGCACUACAUGUUCUUAUCUGCAAGUCGUGUUUCAAAUAUUAUAUGAGUGACGAUAUCAGCAAGGAUGAAGAUGGAAUGGAUGAGCAAUGCAGGUGGUGUGCAGAGGGGGGUAAUCUGAUGUGCUGUGACUACUGCAGCAAUGCCUUCUGCAAAAAGUGUGUUUUGAGGAACCUUGGACGAAAAGAGCUGUCUGAAAUCAUGAAUGAAGAAAGCAAAUGGCACUGCUAUGUGUGCCGCCCAGAGCCGCUGCAGGACUUUGUUAAAACCUGUGAGAAGAUUUUGCUCAAUCUGGAAUCGUCUUAUAGAAAGCCCAAGGGAGACGGAGACAAGACGAAGCGCGAAGAUCGUAAACACAAGCAUGGCAAACGAGAAAAAACUGCUGUAAAUGGACAGGAUUACGCCUCUGACGGAGCGGGAUCGUUAUCCUUUUCCUGUAAGACGUUGACGGUUCCGAAAGAGCUCGUCAAGAAGACCAAAAAACUCAUCGAGACCACAAACGGUUUGAAUCGUACUUUUGUACAAUUCCUCCAGCACACGUCUAAAGGCCGUGAAGUUGGCGCCGUAAGUAAUAGACACUUAAAGGCCUUCAAAUCGGUUUUGGCCGAUCUGAAAAAGGCCCACGUGGCUCUGGAGGAAUCACUCGAAAAAGAAUUUGAAUCGAAAGGCCUCAAGUUUCAAAACGGAGAGGAGCAAAGACCGGCACACAGUCAAACAGAUCAUACCAUUGUUAACUCGGACCCUGCUCCUGUCAGAGAAGAUGGUUUGGAUUGCACCGCCAAGGACCAAGAUGAAAACCAACAGGAAAGUAACUCGGCUGAUGUUGAAAUGAAGGAGAGCCUUCCACCCUCUCCAGAAGAACCUCAGGAUCGGUCUGAAGAAAGUGAAGCUCAAGAAAUGGCAGAUAACCCUAACUUUGAGGAAAACCCAGUGCCAGCUGGGGAAGCAUCUCUUGAUAAAGACAUCGUGUCUAUUCCACCGUCUGUCCCAGAGGAACUCUUUGAGAUGGUCGAGAGUCUUGCGGUAAAGAAAGAAGACCGUGACGAUAGCAACUCGACUGGUUCCAGUGAUUGGAAAUCAACGUCCAAUGCUGGGGUUGUGGAAUCCAAUAAGAGCCUAACAAAACUGGGUAGAAAACUUGUUGUCAAACUAACACCUGUUCCUCUUAAAAUCACCAUAAAACGAGAUAAGAGCCAAGAACAGUCGCCUUCAGAAGACUUGCCAAAGGAGGCUCAAGAUAGCAGACGCUCUCCCAGGAUGAAGACCACACCGCUGCGCAAGUCACCAGAGGCGAAGUGCAAACGCAAACCGAGGUCAUCAAGGGCUAAAGAAGAGCGCAGCGAUGCAGUGAAGGAGCAGUGCAAUUCAGACUCGGAUGAAGUCCCUGAGGUCCUGCAGACGGCUGCCUUGAAGGCCAGCUCUGAUGAGAGCGAACCCGAGAACGCUUCUGGAAAAGGUACCAAGAAGAAGAAGGUAGCUUCCCGCUCUGCUGAGAAAGCAAAAGCAAAGCCAAAGCGUAAACUCGAUAUGGGCUCCUCGGAUUCAGAACAGAGCGGCAAGUCAUCAACAGCAAACAAAAGGAGGGCCAAAAAAAAGAAGGGCAGAGAAUCGGACUCCUCGAACCACAACUCUGAUCUUGAGAAACAGAUGAAAAGCCUGUCCAAGAUCGACAGUGGGAAAAAAACAUCCAAAGGUGUCAAAAAGGAAGCGAGUGAAUCCAGUAAAGAGGGCAAGAAAGGCCCUAAAAGGUCAUUCGAGAGGAAACGGCGGUCACAGAAAGAAAAGGCUAAAACCAAGGAGGAGUUUUCCUCCAGUGAUGAAGAGCAGGAGGAGGAGGAGCAGGCCGCUAACUCGGACGAAGACAGCGAUCAGCAGAAGAUUAAACCAAUUCUUGAGUCCGUGAUGGCUAGUAUUGAUGGUUUCCAUCAGUCAUCAGGUCAGUCGAAAAAAAGGUUGAACUAAGACCAGUUUUAUGGCAGGAAGUAUUAGCUGCCUAUUGAUCAUUGAUUUCAAAUUGGGGAAAAGAAAAUGUUAGAAGAAAAUCUACGAAAUUACUUACUGUCCCCGUAAAAUGCUGCCAUUAUUCUUGAACAGCACCUCCUGUUGGUUGGUUUAUUAGCGGCGGCUUCCAAACGGGUGGCGCUGAGGGGGACCACAUAACAAUUCUGAAAUGGAAAUGAUUAAAUACUACAAAUUCUUAAAUAAUGUACAACAUUUCUAAUAUGUUUUUUGAGAGGGUAAAUGAGGAUUAAUACAAACUUGAUCAUUAUGAAAUGUGGG